Messenger RNA from Rhinichthys klamathensis goyatoka, 4026 nucleotides. Its product is annotated as adhesion G protein-coupled receptor F5-like. Gene Ontology annotation, biological process: G protein-coupled receptor signaling pathway; cell surface receptor signaling pathway. Gene Ontology annotation, cellular component: membrane. Gene Ontology annotation, molecular function: G protein-coupled receptor activity. The record is from RefSeq and is a predicted model, not a curated record. The transcript is spliced from 19 exons. Bases 537 to 3539 code for a protein of 1000 amino acids. NCBI's taxonomy places the organism in Eukaryota, Metazoa, Chordata, Actinopteri, Cypriniformes, Leuciscidae.
UAUCUUUGCUUAUCAUAGGCUGUCCCAUACCUUCAACCACAAUCCCAAACACAAGUGUAUCUUCAACAUCUACACCAUCAGUGCCAACAGCAAACAAUACAGAUGUUACAAGCCGUUCAACCCUGAUCACAAACACAACUGACAGUAUAACAAUAACAAGCGCUCCAGCAUCUACUCCAACAGUAGAAACAGCAGAUGUUACAAGCCUUUCAACCCUGAUCACAAACACAACUGACAGUACAACAAUAACAAGCGCUCCAGCAUCUACUCCAACAGUAGAAACAACAAAUGCUACAAGCCUUUCAACCCUGAUCACAAACACAACUGACAGUACAACAAUAAAAAGCGCUCCAGCAUCUACUCCAACAGUAGAAACAACAAAUGUUACAAGCCUUUCAACCCUGAUCACAAACACAACUGAUAGUACAACAAUAACAAGCGCUCCAGCAUCUACUCCAACAGUAGAAACAACAAAGUUUACUAUCCCUUCAGCCCCAAACACAACUGAGAGCACAACAGCCGUGACAAGUGCUCUGAUGUCUUCCUCAACAACAGUAACAAGUCAAUCUACCACAACAAAAGGACCAACAACAACUGUACUAACAACAAAAGCAACAACAGCUCUACCAACAACAAAGCCACCAACAGCAACACCGGUACCAAUACCAACAACAACACCAAUGUUUGUAAAACGUCAGAUAUCACUGUCAAUAGACGAGAUUUUUGAUGUAAGCCUGAAUAAUCAGAACAGUGGGAAAUUCAAGGAAUACAAAUCAGAUAUUGAGGAAGCAAUCGAUAGCAGCUUCAAGGGUGUAAAAGGUUUCAUUUCUUCUACUGUCACUGGUUUUAGGCCUGGAAGUGUGAUCGUAGACUUCUUUAUUACAUCAGCUGAGGUGAUACCGAUUACUGGGGAGAUAAACCGAGCAAUUUACACCAACAUGAAAGACGUCAAAGAUUUCAAAGUUGAUCCAACUUCAGUCGCUGAAACUGAUAACAAAAACCUGCGAACAAGAGAUCCUGUUUUUCCUGAACAAGAUAUAACACUCUCCUGCCCUGCCAACCUCCUUGGAAAUGUAGACUGGAAAUUUCAAGGAGGAAUCGUACAGCAAAGCAGGCGUUAUGUGUUUUCAUUAGAUCGUCUCUCCCUCACAGUCAAGAAUGUUACCAUCAGAGAUAACGGUCGUUACGAAUGUGUGUACAACACAACCACAGGGCUGCAUAUUACUUGGGACAGGAUUGACUACAUUAAGCCAUAUCCUAGUAUGCAAGUACCUACUAAUAAGGCAUACAAAUGUGAAAAUCAGCAGGUUGAGCUCGUCUGCUGUGUGCAUUCUGAUUACUCCAUUCAGUGGGUGCAGGACAAAAAAAUGCUGAGCAGCAAAACUGAUUCACUGAAAUGUAUUACACAACAGUUUAAUAUCUUGAGUGAAAGUUCAUGUGGGAAAAAAAGCAUAUUCACCUGCAAAUUGAGCAAUACAGAUCUACUUGGAUUCUCAUACAGCUCAAGGGCUGUGGAACUAUUUGUUUACAACCCUCUAUCCCUAGACAGCACUGUCACAUGCUUUGAUCAAGUGUAUGGUUUUGGAAAAUUUCGUGAUCCGCCUGUGGUGGGAGACUGUGAUAAAAAUAACGUUGGCUUCAGAGAAGGAGAGUGUCAAUCCAAUGGCUUUUGGAAAACUGUAAAGGACAAAUGUGUUCUUCGUAUCAUUGAUGCACUGGAACAGGAAUCAAAGGUUGUGGAUACAGGAACUUUUACAGAUUUUGUGAUUAAAUUGAAAAAUGCCACCACAGUCAAUAGCGGAGACGUAGUUCAAUCUCAAGCUACUGUUUCGACAAUUGUGGGAAUACUAAACAAUAUUGCAGGCAUCUCCCAAAAUAUUAUGCUGGAUGAAGUUGUGUUAACGAGUUUCCUCAAUAUCGUGGAUGUCAUUUCAUCAGAGUCAGCGAAACUUGUGUGGGUAGGGUUAAAUUCAAAUGCCGGAAGCCAAGGCGACAGCUCUCAACUCCUGAAUUCCAUUGAAAAUGUUAUAAAAGCGACAUCAGACACAAACUUCAACAUAACGAGUCCAUCCAACUCAUUCCUGUUCAAAAAAGUAACAACAUCCGUAGACUUUAGGGAUGUAUUGAAGCUCAACUCAACCGCUGAAAUAUUCAUCCCAGAUAUUACAUCCACUCGUAAAAAUAUUACCAUCACAGCACUGGCCUUCUCUUCCUUGGGCAACGUUAUGCCUGCAAGAUAUCGGACAGAUAACCUAAAUAAGACUGAAAAUGUCAUCAAUGGACUCAUUGUUGUAGUGAACACAAGCAAACCUAUCAACAACAUAGAGCUGAGCUUUGAAAAACGCAGUAAUACAGUAGCUCAUAACAAUAAUUCAGUAAAAUUAGGGAACCCUCAAUGUGCUUUCUGGGAAUUUAACCUUUUUAAUAGGACUGGAGGAUGGGACUCAACAGGAUGUAAGGUCAUACUGAUAAACGGCAAUGUCACUUGUCGUUGUAAUCACACCACUUCAUUUUCAAUAUUGAUGUCCCCUUAUGCUCCUGAAGAUCUCUCCUUGGCUGUCAUUACGUACGUUGGUGUUGCCAUUUCGAUAGCCAGCUUGGUUGUGUGCCUGAUCAUCGAAACGAUCAUCUGGAAGGAAAUAUCCAGAAACUCGACGUCAUAUAUCCGGCAUGUAUGCUUAGUCAAUAUUGCUCUUUCUCUCCUGAUCGCUGACAUAUGCUUCAUUAUCGCGGCUGCUAUCGCAAAGCCCGGGGAGGACUAUAUUAACUUGUGUAGCGCUGCAGUGUUUUUCACCCACUUCUUCUACCUGGCCCUCUUCUUCUGGAUGAUGGUCUCAGCCCUUCUGCUCCUCUACCGCACCAUCAUGGUGUUCUCUCAGAUUUCCACAUCGGUAAUGAUGGCGGUUGCCUUCAUCGUGGGCUAUGGCGCACCUCUCCUCAUCUCGGUUAUUACCGUCGCCUCCACCAGCGGAAGUCAAGAAUACGUCACACAGAAUGGGACAUGCUGGCUGAACUGGGACAUUUCCAGGAACCUUCUGGCUUUUGUCAUACCAGCUCUGGUCAUUGUGGUUGUCAACAUUAUUGUCGUGAUUCUAGUCAUGGUGAAAAUGCUCAGGGGAAGACUAGGAGAGAGCAACAGAGGUGAAAAGAACAUCUUGGUGGUCAUUCUCAGAAGUGUGGCCAUUUUGAGUCCCCUCUUCGGCAUCACAUGGGGUCUCGGAUUGGGCAUUAUGAUACAGCCUAAAGCUUUGGCCCUCCACUACUUGUUUACAAUCUUCAACUCCUUCCAGGGCUUCUUAAUAUUGGUCCUGGGAUUACUGAUGGAAAAGAAGGUUCGGGAGACACUUAAAGCGAGAUUCACUAGACCCCGUGCCCUACAUGUAAACACAUUUUCCUCAUUUGUUUCUUUCAAGUUUUUCAUGCAAAAACGUUUAUUGAAAACACAAUGCCAUCUUUCCUAUCAUAGAGCUUGGAUGUCAACACCCACAGCAGUUCUUCCAACAGAACGACUCUCACAGAUGUUUUCAACACCAUUCUGAGAAGAGGCAGGAAUGCUGGGGCAAAUAUAAACUCCUCACACAGCCACGAAAGGUUUCUGAACGCUUAGCCGGACAGACAGACAGACAGACGGCUUAAUUUCCUGUUCGAAUGCUUCUCUAUCGCUGUGCCUCAGGCACAACCUUGUUACUGAGAGUGUUUGAUUUCUGUCUAGACUUCAUUAACUAUACAUACAAUCCCUUCCUGAAUGCUACAACUUGAAUAUUCAGUACGUUUCUGUUUUCUAUUGGUCAACCAGAUUGGCCAAGUUAGAUUAAAAACAUCUAUUUUUGAUCUGUACACACAGUUUUAUGAAAAUGGAAAUUCAAUUCUGGUUUCUGUUUGAACACUGUUUAGUGUACCAACACUUUAUCCUUCCUCUCUAUUAAAUCCAUCAAUGAAUAACACUUGUUUCAAAUGUCAUUAUUAGGGGUGCUUGCCAAAUCAAGCAUCCUGAUUAUUUUGGGGGAAAUCUGAUUUGAAAGUUUU